CGUGAUGUAUGCGAUUUGUAGGAUUAAUCUAAAGAAGCCGUUGGAGAGGAUCCUCACCGAAACAGGGCAUCGUCAAAUACGCCCCUUCUAAUCCGACACAGGGUGGGCGUGUGAGCGAGCGAGUGAGCGCGAGGUAGACGAGCGUCGAGAAGAACGACAGAGAGAGGUCGAAGGUGAGGAAGAAAGACGGUUCUCGCACCUGCUCUCAAAUUCAGCCUUCGAUUCGAAGAGGAAUUCGUAGCCAGAGCAGGAGAUUGCGCGCCCGUUCGUGAGAUUUGUUGGAGCUAGGGUUUACUGGGCGGAAGGGAAGGCGCUUCCGGUCAUCUUUGAGCGUCGAUGAGAGCUAGAAGAUACGGGUGGGAUUUCGGCUUCGGACGCUGAAGAGACAACAUUUUGUCUCCGGAUGGAGGGUGGUGGAAGCUUAGCCGCUCUGCCUUUGGGCUUUGGUAAUGUUGGAUCAUGGGCAGUCCAACUCAUUAGUGAAGCUGGUGGUCAGGUGAUUGUUGUUAGUGAUGUCACUGGGGCAAUCAAGAACAGUAAAGGUCUGAACAUAAAAGAAUUGCUAAAACAUUCAUCAGAGAAUCAUGGAAUUAGAGGCUUCACUGGCGGAGAGCCCAUCGAUCCAGGUUCUUUGCUAAUUGAAGACUGUGAUGUUCUUAUCCCUGCAGCACUUGGUGGUGUGAUUAACAAGGAAAAUGCGAAUGACAUAAAGGCCAAAUUCAUUGUUGAGGCUGCAAAUCAUCCAACUGAUCCUGAAGCUGAUGAGAUCUUAUCAAAGAAAGGUGUCGUCAUUCUUCCAGAUAUAUAUGCGAACUCUGGCGGCGUUACUGUCAGUUAUUUUGAGUGGGUUCAGAUUUCAUGUGCAACCGACUGAUGGAUAUCAUGCUCUCUUUUCUCUAAAAAUACAGAAGAAUAUCCAAGGAUUCAUGUGGGAUGAAGAGAAGGUGAAUGCUGAACUGAGAACAUACAUUAUCAGAGCCUUCAACAAAUAUGAAGGAGAUGUGCAAGACCUACAACUGUGAUCUACGCAUGGGAGCUUUUAUAUAAAU
Molecule: messenger RNA, 1049 nt
Organism: Zingiber officinale
Lineage: Eukaryota; Viridiplantae; Streptophyta; Magnoliopsida; Zingiberales; Zingiberaceae
Product: glutamate dehydrogenase-like
Exons: 6
Coding region: 404-874 (156 amino acids)
Biological process (GO): L-glutamate catabolic process
Cellular component (GO): mitochondrion
Molecular function (GO): L-glutamate dehydrogenase (NAD+) activity
Source: RefSeq, a predicted model, not a curated record